This is a messenger RNA of Hansenula ciferrii, 1857 nucleotides long. RefSeq names its product Muscle M-line assembly protein unc-89. The record is from RefSeq and is a predicted model, not a curated record. NCBI's taxonomy places the organism in Eukaryota, Fungi, Ascomycota, Saccharomycetes, Phaffomycetales, Wickerhamomycetaceae. The transcript has a single exon. The coding region runs from base 1 to 1857 and encodes 618 amino acids.
AUGUCCACAAAUGAUGCUCUGAGGUCCAAGAAACAAUUUAAAUCUCAAUCUGUGAAUAGUUUAUUCAGACAACAAGCUAGUUUAUCUGAGAAUCAAGAUGGGAAAUCUUCUACAAGUUCAUUAGCACUUAAAAAGAAAUCAAAUGGCUCUACAACUAAAUUGAAAUUGGUUUCUAAAAAAUUGAAUACUGUCAAUAGAUCAAAAUUAGAAAAAAAAAUAUCUGAAUCACCAAAAGAGAAUUCUCCAGCACCUGUUUGGAAUAGCAGGUCAUCAUCUCCUGAACUAAAGAAUAAUCAAAUAACUCCCAAAGGAAAGAAUGAUACUCCAUCCACUACCAAAGAGAACAAUUCAAAUAUUGAAAAUAUUAAAAAUAAGAAUAUAGUAUCAAAUGUUCAAGAAACCCCUGAACAACCCAAACAACUUAAUAGUACAACACAAACACCAGAAACUGUUCCAUCAUUACCAGACCAGAUACCAUCACCAGAUACAACACAACAAUUAACAGCAGAGACUACAAAUGAAGAAGAGGAGGAUAACAUGUGGCUAGAUUUACAAAAUCAAAUACAUAAUGAAACUAAAAAUACUCAAACUAAUGAUUCAUCUUGGGCUUCAACAAAUACAAAAUUAGCAAGCUUUAGAAAAUCUUCACAAACCCCAACAGGUAUUCAAUCAUUGAAUCAAUCACCUUUAAUCUCAACAUCAAAUAAUAACAAUAAUAAUAAUGAUUUAUUUAUCGAAUCACCAGUGGAUUUUUUCAACUUGAAUAAUACAAGACAACUUUCAUCAGAAUCCAUCUUUUUCAAUAAACAAUUCAAUAACAACAACAACAAAAAUAUUAAUAACCAAACACCUGAUUCAAUGUUACAUAAUGGCUAUCCUCAAAUAAGCUCCCCUAAUAUACCAGAAAAUAAUCCGUGGAGUACAAAUUUUAAUCUAUGGGGUAAUGAUGAUAGACAAUUAUCAGCAAAAAGUGAUUCAUUUCUUUGGUCACCAUUCAAUCAGAACCCUCAAAGCUCAAUUGAAAAAAACGAUGAUCCUUUGAAAAGAAUUGGUUUAGAAUCUCAGACCAGAAUUACAUCAAGAUUUUUUCCUUCACCUAAUAUCAAGCAAGAGAAAUCAUCCCCCAUUCCAACUCAACCAUUAAGAUCGGCUUCUGACAAAUUCGUUGAAGAAUUAACUAAUAAAAAGUCAAUUGAGGAAAGCAUUGAUGGUAUCAUUAAAACCAUUGGACCUAAAACUAUACAUCCAAGUUAUCUGAAAACUUCAACAUUUGAACUAGAACUGGAAUCAUCCUCUGGAAAUCCAUAUUUUUCUUCACAAACACCACCUCCACCAUCAUCAUCAUCAUCAUUGUCAUCUAUUAAUAUACCAGUUUCAUUCCCGGGAUCAAGAAUUAAUAGUAAUACAAGUGUCAAUAUGAAAAAUAAUACAACACAACAAGAGCUCAAGAAGCCAAAUUUAUCAACAAAUGAUCAAUAUUACCCAGAAGGUUUUGCCUCAACUUUUUAUAAAAGAGGUAUAAAUAAUUUCAUGUUUGUUAGAGAGUUACAACCUAAAUUGAUUACAUCAAAAGCUAAAGAUACAGUGGAAGUUCGAGUUUCAUUACCUUCAAUAAAGACCAAUAUCCAGGCUGAAGAAGAUGUUUUUUUCAAAAUGAGAUGUUACAUUAUAAAUGUUAGUCUGAGAGAAUUGAAUGGUAGAAACAAUAAUGGAUAUAAAGUAUCACAGAAAGCUAAUGGGCAUAUUAAUAAUAGUAAUUAUAACGGUAAUAACAUUAAUUUUAAUGGGAAACCAAGAUUCGGUAAUUCGAAUUAUAAAAAGGGACACAGUAACGGGUAUUACAGGAAGAGUCAAUGA